Neomonachus schauinslandi (Hawaiian monk seal) is the source of this 1035-nucleotide messenger RNA. RefSeq names its product GTP binding protein 8 (putative) (gene GTPBP8). Gene Ontology annotation, molecular function: GTPase activity; GTP binding. Gene Ontology annotation, cellular component: mitochondrion. Lineage: Eukaryota; Metazoa; Chordata; Mammalia; Carnivora; Phocidae. The coding region runs from base 44 to 901 and encodes 285 amino acids. The record is from RefSeq and is a predicted model, not a curated record. The transcript is spliced from 6 exons.
GACCUCGGCGCGAGGCCCAGCGCGGGACUUCUGGGAGAGGAAAAUGACAGCACGGGGCUUGCGACUACCCACCGGCAAGCUAUUGAAGCGGCCGGCGGCGCUGGGGCGCGUGAACCGAGCUUGCAGCACGUUCCAAACCUUCGCGGAAGUUCUCAGGCUGCCCACGAGACGAAUGACGAAGCUCGCGUUCCCACUACAGGAACUCCAGCGGCAGCUCACACCAGACUCGAGGUUGGACCUUCACGUGAAGACCUUCGACCCGAGUCUGGAGGACAUCUCCAAGGCGGAGAGCAUCUUCACGGCCACGGGCCGCAACCGCAUCGAGUACCUCAGCUCCGCGGUGCGUCUCGACCACGCCCCGGACCUCCCCCACCCUGAGGUGUGUUUUAUAGGCAGAAGCAAUGUUGGAAAAUCCUCUCUAAUAAAAGCCUUAUUUUCACUGGCCCCAGAGGUUGAAGUCAGAGUCUCCAAGAAACCGGGGCACACAAAGAAAAUGAAUUUUUUCAAAGUUGGAAAAUAUUUUACAUUGGUGGACAUGCCAGGUUAUGGCUAUAGAGCUCCCGAAGAUUUUGUUGACAUGGUAGAGACCUAUCUAAAAGAACGAAGGAAUUUGAUGAGAACAUUUUUGUUAGUGGAUAGUGUUGUCGGAAUUCAAAAAACCGACAGUAUUGCCAUAGGAAUGUGUGAAGAAUUUGCAUUACCUUAUGUGAUGGUAUUAACAAAAAUUGACAAAUCUUCCAGGGGACAUCUUUUAAAACAAGUGCUUCAGAUCCAGAAAUUUGUUGACACUGAAACACAAGGAUGUUUUCCUCAGUUGUUUCCUAUAAGGCUCCUGCUGGAUCUUCCCUGCAGCCUAGCUCAAUCAGAGAUCUCAGCAGAAGUGAAAACUUUUACUUUUUAAAAUCAGCUAAAUAACAGCCACAAUAAAGAUACUACCAUGCUUUUCUCAAUUUCAAAGAAAAACAAAUUAUCUCUAUAGUAGAAAGCCAUGCAGGCUGUGAGGGAUAAAAAUUUUUCUUUAAAGAGACCAAAUAU